Molecule: messenger RNA, 1936 nt
Organism: Boleophthalmus pectinirostris (great blue-spotted mudskipper)
Lineage: Eukaryota; Metazoa; Chordata; Actinopteri; Gobiiformes; Gobiidae
Product: interleukin-17 receptor A
Exons: 12
Coding region: 312-1922 (536 amino acids)
Molecular function (GO): interleukin-17 receptor activity
Source: RefSeq, a predicted model, not a curated record
GGUUACUUUAGACCCAUAAAGUUUGCCAUAAUGAUUCGGGUUUGUUUCCUCUGGUUUUGUUUUACACUUUCUUCUUCUCUCAGGAUUUUCAACCAGCGUACUGACUGCACUCAGCCGGGUCUUGACAAUUGCAGAAUAGGUGUUUUUGAGCAAUAAAUCCACCUGUAAUUGAAUAAACAUAAGGUGGAUUUGUUUAAAGUAAUAUUGUGGAGCAUUUGAAGCAAUAUCAAUAACAUAUCCAUAGAAACAAGAAGCCAUUGACAGCAGAUAAACAGAAUGCACCGACUGGGCCAGAGUGGGAUAUUAAGUCGAUGAAUUUCUUCCUGGACAAAGACCAGUUUAUACCAAUUUUAAAUGUGUCAUGGAGGAUAAAACCGUCUGCUGAUAUAUGGGUUCUUAGUGGAUCACGAAUACAUAUCCGUGAUGAAAGAAGUAAUGAGACCAUGUGUUUCGAGUAUUUGUACAGUUUACCCAAGGCAGUGAAUCCAGACUAUAACAGAUGGACAUUUACGUUUGAUACUUUGGUGGUGCAGCCUGAGAAUACAUAUGAGGUGUCAGUUUAUAACAUACCUGAACCCACUGUUGGAAAUUAUAGACUUGUGAAGAAAAUUACCAUUCCAGGAUGUAAUGACAAGAUAAUAAAACACUCCCAGAGGUGUCGUGAAAAUGGAAGUCUAUGGGAGCCCCGAGUUAUGAUGAGUACUGAUCCACCUUUGGACAAGAUUCAAAAACAAAUGUUCAUUGUGGUUAGUUUUUAUACAUCUGAGUACUCGGAGAAGUAUGAUGUGUCUCUACAAAGCCCUGGUGUUUUCUUUUCCUCAGAGACAGUCUCAAAGGAAAACCGAACAUUGCUCAAUGUGACAUUUGCUUUGCGUGCACCACUCUGUAAAAUUGUGAUUAAGAUUCAACCAUUUUUCAAACAAUGCAACAAUAACUGCUCGUCUGCUGAGAAAUCUUUUAAUUGCUGCGAUUAUAAACCACGUACAACGAUUGUGAAAAUGGUUAUUGGAUGUGUCAUCAGUGCUGCUUGUUUGGCUUAUUUUCUGUUGAGAACCUGUGAUACAUGUUUUCAUUCAAUCAGACAAGAACCAGAGUACGUGCCACAGUCUGCUGACAACAACCCAUGUACCCAAAUGGCAAAGCGAAAAAGAUUACUGAUCAUCUACUCCCUGGACCACCCCUUGUACAAAAACAUAGUCCUGAAGCUUUGUAGUUUUCUUAUGGCUAAAUGUGGCACUGAGGUAGUACUGGACAUGUUGGACUCCACUAGACUUGGCAUGGUUGGGGGCCUGCAGUGGCUUCAGUGGCAUAAACAGCAAAUAGAAAAAUCCUCAGAUAAGAUCCUAAUUCUUUGCUCAAGAGGUGUACAAGCAAAAUGGAGCGCUAUGUGCACUGGUAAACAGGUCCAUCUAAGAGAGGAUGUUCACUCAACUGUUGGAGAUAUGCUUAUCCCUGCUUUUUGCCUUAUGGUGCCUGAAUUUGUCAAAUCUCCAUCAUUUGAGAAAUACAUUGUGGCUUACUUUGAUAGUGUAUCCACAGAAGAUGAUGUACCAUCUCCAUUUAACAUGACAGUCCGGUACAAACUGAUGAAACAGUUUGAAGAGUUGUUUUUUAGGAUUCUAGGUAGUGAAAAACACGAGAUGGGACGAGUGAAUAGGAUAGAGGGGCUGUCAGAGGUUGACUAUCACCUUUGUCCUACUGGGGGAGCUCUACGAAAAGCCAUAGAGGAUUUCCAAGCAUACCAAAUGGAGCAUCCACACUGGUUUGAAGAAGAGUUGAUUGAAAAUGCAGAGAUGGACAUUGACAGUGAUCUUGGCUCUGUAUGUCAAAAUAAGGCAAGACAAAUUGUGAAUGAUUUAACAUCAGAAGCGCCAACAAUUCUUAUAAGUGAACAGCGAGAGCAUCUUAGUUUAAAGAUGUGAUUUAGACCUGUGAG